Molecule: messenger RNA, 1398 nt
Organism: Fusarium fujikuroi IMI 58289
Lineage: Eukaryota; Fungi; Ascomycota; Sordariomycetes; Hypocreales; Nectriaceae
Exons: 1
Coding region: 1-1398 (465 amino acids)
Cellular component (GO): cytoplasm; nucleus
Molecular function (GO): protein binding
Source: RefSeq, a predicted model, not a curated record
AUGUCACAGUUCCUCAAUUGGUGUUCAAUAGAUUUGUGUAUCAUCGAUAAAUACUGGAUAAUGCCCUUAGACACGUUGGACAAGCCGAUAGACGAUAUGGUUGUCAUUAAUCAAUCAUGCCUCACCAAUGCGAUCCUGGCCCGAGAUGUCGACACUGUAGAGUUAAUGCUAUCCUCUGGUGCUGAUCCAAACGCUCGAAGAAUCGGAAAAGAGACACCAGCCUGGCGCUCAGUGGAUGGGCGACAUAUAAAGCCGGAUAGGCAAGACCCCAGUUCGUGCCAUGAGCUGUAUCCUCUUGAUCUUGCAAUGACGAGCCGCCUAGAUUGCCGACGUAUCGCUGAGCUACUAGUCAGACACGGCGCUGAUCCAAAUUCUCACUACCCUCAGACUACAAUCGCUCAUCGAGUUUUGGAAAGAAGAGGCUCGAACCUCAAUACGACUUGCGGGAAGCGGAAUGUGUACCUCGACUUGAUUCUUCGGCACCCACUGCUCAAUGUCAAUCUUCAAGAUGGGGAGGGCAUUUCAUUGCUACAAACUGCCUUGGGUGUUGGGGAUGCUGUAGCUGCACGGAUACUGAUCGACAGAGGCGCCGAUCUGCGUUCCAGGGACGAUUCUGGUCGGAAUAUCCUGCAUCUUGUAUCUGUCGAUGAUUGCGGAAUCGACCUCGUUCAGCAUAUAAUCGGUUUAGAACCAGAGCUCCAAUAUCAGUUCGACAAGCAUGGUAGAACCCCACUUCAAUAUGCGAUAGAUUGCCAAAAGCCAGGAAACCCAGGGGAUGAGGUUAAGCUUUUGAUCUCUGCGGGUGUCGACGUCACAGCCAGAGAUGCCAAUGACGAUACACCGCUUCACAUACUCUUCAGAAGACCAUUUCUUCUCGUUGCAGACCAUUAUGGUGAUGCAGUUUGGCAGGGCUUCGUCAAGAAUACAAUUGACUUACUGCUCUCGAAAGGAGCAAACAUCAAUGCGCGAAAUAAAGCUGGGGAAACGCCUGCAUUCGGCUACUUCCGUGCGAGCAGCUUUAAGGUUGAUCUCAGCUGGGCAAAGAUGGAUGAAGAGAGGCAUAACUUGUCUAAGAAGUGGGGCGGUGAUAGAUGGAAGGUCAACAAGGAACUAGAAGAGCAGAUUGUGGAGGGAACUGAGCCGAAGAUCUGGGCAUUCUUUGAUGCGAUGGGAGUGGAAUGGUCGGUUAUCAAUGUUAAAGGAGAGUCUCUGCUUCAUGCCGUUGCUGGCCAAGAACGGUCAUUUAGAAGGGUAGCAAGAUUUCAGUUCUUGGUGGGUCAAGGAUUAGAUCUCAUGGCAGAAGAUAUGCAAGGUCAAACUGCGCUAGAUAUCGCGGCGCAUGGAAAAGCAGACGACAUCGUGGGAUUGUAUAAAGGAUUCCUUCCGCCAGAUAUAUGA